CUUCGUUGAUAUAGUACUAUAGCAUUGGAGGGCCGCGCUAGAUAUCUAGUAGUAGGAUGCGGCAUCGCCUAACAGCUGGUUCAUCCUUGGCCAUGCCUUCAUCCUCACUCCGCAAAUGCGCGCACCGGUGCAUUACUUUAAAGGUUGCUCGACAUACUUAUCGGAGGUUAGGGCCGAUGACACCGCUUAGAUGCUUGCAAGCCCCAACCGCAGUCUUGACUAGCACAUCGACGUCCUUGUGGAGCGGCUCGGAUGAGUUUACUCAUAUAAAUGACCGUCUAGACGCUCCACCGCUUCCGCUGCCAGCGCUCUCGGAGCCGGUCCGCGUUGUAAUUGUGCGCCAUGGGCAAAGCACUUGGAACGCCGAGGGCCGCAUUCAGGGCAGCACAAACUACUCAGAGCUUACUGAAAAGGGCAUAUGUCAAGCGGAAAAGGCUCGUGAGAUGCUGGCCUCCAUGGCCUUCAAUUAUGUGUUCCACAGUCCACUCAAAAGAGCCCAGCAAACGGCCGACAUCAUACUCCAGGGUCGCAUACCGGUAGCGAAUAGCGGUUCGACGGGUGCCACGGGUGCCACGCUAUCGGAAUCCACAAAUGCCAGCAGCCAUGCUGGAAGCGAAGGGUUGCCUCAUUUUCAGCCUCCGCCUCCUCAGCUUGUCACCCUUCCCUCGCUUCGUGAGAUAGACCUCUACUCCUUUCAGGGCUUACUGAAGCACGAGGGAAAGCACUUGUACGGGCAGCAGUACGCGCGAUGGCAGCGGGAGCCGCACGCAUUCGAGAUCGACGGUCAUGCACCCGUCAGGGAGCUCUGGUACCGAGCGUCGCUAGCUUGGCACAGCAUGCUGGAGCCACACACCCCCUCUUCUCCUUCUUCCUCCGCCGCCUCCUCCUCCUCCUCCUUCUCCUCUUCUCCUUCUUCUUCCUCCUCCUCCGCUGCUUCCCCAGCUCCCCGCCAGCUGCUAGUGGUGGCUCACAACGCUGUCAACCAGGCCCUGCUGGCAACCGCACUGGGACUACCGCCGCCGUACUUCAGACGCCUAGCGCAGAAUAACGCGGCGCUGAGCGUGCUGGACUUCUCUCCCGCGCCUGAUGGGGGCUCGCUGCCGGAGGUGACGCUGGCUUGCCUCAAUCAGUCCCCGGACAAUCCCUUCAAGAACCCGGACAAGGUGGUUGCUCACGUGGUGCUCGUCACACCGCCACCGGGGAGGGCAGCUGGCGGGGCGGCAGCGGGAGCACCGGACACGUCACCGGAAGAGUGCGAUGCUGCUGUUGGUGAUGCAGAGGAGAAGACGGAGGAGGCGGCAGCGGGAGGAGGGCUGAGGUCGCUGGCUGCAGUGCUCAGCAAGCUCAAGUUCACGCACGUGCUGGUUGCUCCGUCCUUUUCCAACCACACCCUGGAGCAACUCCUACCGGGCCAACCGCCACCGACGCUGCCGCAGCAGGGGCACAAGGAGCCGCAGCAGGGACAGGGUGCGGAGCAGGAACAGGGGCAGCAGCACCAGCAACAGGAGCACCACGCGGUGACAGUGGCCCUGCUGGACGCCGCUGAGGCCGCCUCCCCACUCGCCUGCUGGCAACAUGCCCUGAAAGCGGUAACAGCACCCGUUACUGACACGACAGUUGCUGCCAAGACGGGGACACGAGCAGCGGGGGCAGGGCCCGCAGAGGCGCCGUCGAAUGCAUGCCGCGGGACCACGGCCUUGCCUCCGCAUAGCAACAGCAGCUCUUAUACGACUCCAGGAGCAGCAACAUGCAGUCAUGCGGCAGGGGAAUCGUACGGCAACGUGCUGUUGAUACUGGACGAGCGGGCGCAUGUGGGGACGCUGUGGGCUGCACUGGGGGGGAUGCAUGCCGGGGCGCAGGAGGCGGCGGAGGCGGCAGCGGUGUUGCCGCCGCGUGUGCGUGUGUCGCCGGGCGGGCUGUCCGUGUUGGAGUUCUCGGGUGACCCGCGGGUCACUCCUGCGACCGUGCGGUGUAUUAACAACACGGCUCACCUGAAGGGGGCUGCGUAGGUUGGGUGGGGGGUUCUGGGGUGCCUGUACUUGUUAGGGUCUGUUAUUGCCGCAACGGGUCUGCGCAAUGUUGUAAUCUUGCAAAGCAUGAUACCGUGGGCCUGGAGGUACGGGUUGAAGAGGGCUAGCGUGCCGUGGCUAACAAGCGUCAUGGAGAGAGCUACAUCAUCAAGUGGGCGGCGACCAGACACUGCAGCAGUACCGGGUUCAGGGGAAACAUGGCAUAACCGUGCAGCACACAGGGAACAUGGCGAGAGGGGUGAGGACUAGGGAGGCAGACUUGAAACUUGGCGGGAACCCGGGGCUCCCACGCCG
Astrephomene gubernaculifera is the source of this 2324-nucleotide messenger RNA. The record is from the annotation of a GenBank genome assembly. NCBI's taxonomy places the organism in Eukaryota, Viridiplantae, Chlorophyta, Chlorophyceae, Chlamydomonadales, Astrephomenaceae.